AUGGCAGCGGCAACCCUCCUGCCUUGGUGCCCCCAGCUGAAGCUGCUGCUGCUGCUGCUGCUGCUGCUGUUCUUGCUUCGUGCCGGUCCUGUGCAGCCCGACAGUAAGAUAUUCAGCAACCUGGACCAGGUACGGAUGACCUCGGAAGGCUCUGACUGCCGCUGCAAAUGCAUCAUGAGACCGCUGAGCAAGGAUGCAUGUAGCCGGGUACGAAGUGGGCGUGGACAGAUAGAGGACUUCUACACUGUGGAGACGUUAAGUUCAGGGACUGACUGCCGCUGCUCCUGCACUGCUCCGCCUUCCUCACUCAACCCCUGUGAGAAUGAGUGGAAGAUGGAGAAACUCAAGAAGCAGGCACCUGAGCUCUUCAAGUUGCAGUCUAUGGUGGAUCUCCUUGAGGGUGCCCUGUACAGCGUGGAUCUGAUGAAAGUACACGCCUACAUCCACAAGGUGGCCUCCCAGAUGAACACACUGGAGGAGAACAUCAAGGCCAACCUGAGCCAGGAGAACGAGGUGGUGAAAGACAGCAUACGUCACCUUGGUGAGCAGCUGAAGAGAUAUGAGAACCAGUCAGCCAUCAUGAUGAGCAUUAAGAAGGAACUGUCCAGUCUGGGCCUCCAGCUGCUGCAGAGGGAUGCGGCUGCUGUCCCUGCCACUGCCCCAGACUCAAGCCCUGACAGCAAGGCUCAGGACACUGCUGGAAGGCAAGGCAAAGACCUCAACAAGUAUGGCAGUAUCCAGAAGAGCUUCUCAGACAAGGGCCUUGCAAAGCCUCCCAAGGAGAAGCUGCUGAAGGUGGAGAAGCUGAGGAAGGAGAGCAUCAAGGCCAGAAUACCCCACCCCACAGCCAGGCCACAUGCCCUGGCACAGCAGCAGGCUGUGGUCCAAAGCUUCACCUACUACAAAGCAGCCAGGCAGGAGGCCAAAAAAGAAGCACCCAAGGCCACAGCCGACAACACCCUCAAGGGCACUUCCUGGCUGGGGAAAGUACCACCCAAGAUGGAGACCAAGCUUCCAGAGCCGAACUCUGCCAAACAUAAUGGAGUUAUGCCGCAGCCUUCAGAAGGAGCCAGCUUGGUACCUGACAUCUCUACUUCCACCCCAACUCCUAUCACCACUCUCUGGCCCAAGGAGCCACAUUUGCAUCCAGAAAACCCUAGCCAAGGUAGGGAGGACAGCUGUGAGGGUACCCUCGGAGCUGUGGACCCCCCUGUGAAGCACCACAGUUAUGGGCGCCAUGAAGGGGCUUGGAUGAAAGACCCUACAGCUCUAGAUGACAGGAUCUAUGUCACCAACUACUACUAUGGAAACAGCCUGGUGGAAUUUCGAAACCUGGAAAAUUUCAAACAAGGUCGAUGGAGUAACAUGUACAAGCUACCCUACAACUGGAUAGGCACAGGCCAUGUGGUGUACCAGGGUGCCUUCUACUACAACCGUGCCUUCACCAAGAACAUCAUCAAAUAUGACCUGCAUCAGCGCUUUGUGGCCUCCUGGGCACUGCUGCCUGAUGUGGUCUAUGAGGACACCACACCCUGGAAGUGGCGUGGCCACUCAGACAUUGAUUUUGCUGUAGAUGAGAGUGGUCUGUGGGUCAUCUACCCAGCUGUGGACGAGCAAGAUGAAACCCAGCAUGAGGUGAUUGUGUUAAGCCGCCUGGACCCUGGAGACCUUUCUGUGCACCAGGAGACCACGUGGAAGACACGGCUGAGGAGGAACUCCUAUGGGAACUGCUUCCUGGUGUGUGGCAUCCUGUACGCUGUGGAUACUUACAACCAGCGUGAAGGCCAGGUGGCCUAUGCCUUUGACACCCACACAGGCACUGAUGCUCACCCCCAGUUGUCCUUCCUCAAUGAGUAUUCCUACACCACUCAAGUUGACUACAAUCCCAAGGAGCGGGUGCUCUACGCCUGGGACAAUGGCCACCAGCUCACCUACACCCUCAACUUUGUGGUCUGA
Messenger RNA from Cricetulus griseus (Chinese hamster), 1956 nucleotides. NCBI's taxonomy places the organism in Eukaryota, Metazoa, Chordata, Mammalia, Rodentia, Cricetidae. The record is from RefSeq and is a predicted model, not a curated record.